Messenger RNA from Sphaeramia orbicularis (orbiculate cardinalfish), 5326 nucleotides. RefSeq names its product glucocorticoid induced 1b (gene glcci1b). The coding region runs from base 258 to 1709 and encodes 483 amino acids. NCBI's taxonomy places the organism in Eukaryota, Metazoa, Chordata, Actinopteri, Kurtiformes, Apogonidae. The record is from RefSeq and is a predicted model, not a curated record. The transcript has 9 exons. Gene Ontology annotation, cellular component: cytoplasm. Gene Ontology annotation, biological process: podocyte development.
CGUUACUGUACAACAGCACUGUCCAAUCAGAAGCUGAGAAAUGAGCAUAGGGUUCUGCCCACAGACAUCAGGCAGUAGUCUGGCCGAAACAACUGUCAUUUAGCGUGAGUGGACAUGAUGGGGCAAGUAGACCUGGAAAACACGAAUUAGACGUUUCAAGAAGUAUCUAAAAGAACUUUUAAAGUUAUGUGCGUUAUGGUUACACCUUGCGUCGGCAUGUUUUAAUAUCUUACGGGAAUUACAGCUAGUUUCGGAGGAUGUCAGCUCCCAGCAACUCACUUCAGCAGCCCAGGGUGAGGCGCAGCAAUGCGGGCUCCCCCGGCUCGUUCAACACCAGCGGCUGCCGUCUGCACCCCAUCCGUGCCACCGUGCCCUAUCAGCUCCUACGCGGAGGUCAGAGCAGUCCGACGAGGGCGCAGACUCUGUACGGAGGAGCCACGAGCAGCCGAGGCUCCAGCCCCCCCUCCAGCCCGACACUAAGUCCAGGAAGUGCAAACUCUAAGCAGAGACUGUCCCCCGAAAAUAAGGACUUCUCUUGUCCCCCAGACUCUCCAGUUUCCAGAGCUGAAAGGUCCAAGUUACAGAUUCGAAGUUCCAGUGCCAUCCGGCGGACGUCUUCCCUGGAUGCAAUCACAGGGCCGUACCUCACUGGCCAGUGGCCUCGGGAUUCUCACGGACCCUACCCUUCCUGUAUGAAAGACAAAGCCACACAGACUCCAGGCCUCUGGAUUGAUGAGUGUGCAGAACAGGGAAGUCCUCACCAGCGGUCAGCCUCAUGGGGCAGUGCAGACCACCUCAAAGAGCAGAUUGCCAAACUGAGACUGCAACUGCAGCGCAGCAAACAAGUCAGCCGGCAGAGCAAAGACAGAGAGCAGAGCUCACUGCAGUUACUGCAACAGGCGCCAAACGGCACCGCAUGCCACCCUCAGCACAAGGGAACACCAUCAGCACUGUCGACAAUCCCUGUGCCAAAAUCCCUCAUCUGCAGAGUGCCAAGCAGUGUGGAGGGCAUCAACCACGAGCUAGAAAAUGUGUUUAUCAGAGAGGACUGGGAGCAGGGCAUACAGACCAUGGAUGUUUUGGAUGGCCGGCGUGCCCCCUUCCCUCCUCAUCGCUACAGCGGGGAAACCCGUGAUACAGACACCCAGGCCCCCUCUAGUGGAGAGUCCACCCCCUCUCCCCACCCAUGCAGCCCGGACCACCUCUGUUCCCAUGAUGGAAGCCCCUGCUCUGCAGAGGAAAUAGAUAAAGACGGUGUGUGUAGUUCUCCUCUCCCAAAAUUUGCCACUUCUCCAAAACCGAAUAACAGCUACAUGUUUAAACGUGAACCUCCAGAGGGCUGUGAGAGAGUCAAAGUGUUUGAAGAGCUGGUGUCUCGCAAAUCAAAAGGCUUCCCUCUCUUCUCGUGCCCUGACAAAAACAAGGUGAACUUCAUUCCCCAGGGCUCGGCCUUCUGCCCCGUGAAACUCCUCUGCUCCUCCAUCUUCUCCCCGGUUCCCAUGUCUUCCUGCUCCUCUGCCACCCUCAGUCUCCACGGCAACAGCAGCCCAGGGCUUCAGCUGACACAGAGUCUGCCCACUGCACCACCACUACCCCCUUUGCCGGCCUCGGCCGACCAGAUCAUAAACACAGAAAACAGCACAGAGAGCCAGAGCCCCGAUGCAGAGGUCGGGAAAAGCGCCUCAGCACAAGAACUCUAUACCAGCUAGUCCUCAGGUAUUCACGACCACACCACUUAGAGAUACAGCCUUUCAACUAGUCAAGCGGGAUGGUCUAAGAACAAACAAAAAAGAGAAAAAAAUAUCCUUGCACUCCAUUAAUUUUAACGUUAGCCAGCAUGAGGUCCCCAAGGUCUGGAAAUGACGAACACCCUGCAGAAAAAAGGUACCAGCAUGAGCAUUACUGCGUAGUCAUCCUGCUCUUCACACUGUUGAUAAACUCUGAUGUUCAAUGAUAAAACUUGAUUGUGUGGGAACAUUUAGAGUUCAUGAAGGUGCAUUGUAUGAGGUACUUAUUCAUGGUCAGUCUAUUACCUGCUGUAGAACAGACAGCACUGCCCCAUUUUGGAAAAGCACCACUACUGCUGGUGGAAACAUUACAUAGCCAGACUUCUGGACUUGAAAUAACAGCCUGGACUGCAUUUUAGGCUAUAGAGGAGCAUGAUUAUUUUAAUACAGAGGAUAAGGGAUCAUUCAUAACAUGUGGAAACACAGGCACCAGGUGUGAGCAGCUGCACUUGGAGCUGGACACAGGAUUGGAUCAUCAAAAAAUGUUAAUGUCACAUUGUGCUCUGUAUUACACAGGAAAGUGUUGUUUGAUGACAAGAUAUUGUGAAUAUGCACUUAAACUAAUGCAGAUUUUUUAUGGUGGUUGCUACCCUCUCCACAUGUGCCAGCAGUCCUGUCUGCCUCUCCAAAAUGGUGCAGUAUUGAUGAGGAUUUACUGUAGAAAUCCCCCGAUUAUGUACAAGCAGCUCACACAUCCACACUUCAUGAACUCUCUGUAAUGAAUGUUGACCUUGGGCAUAUCCUCCCUUUACUCAUCACUAACCUUUCUGGACUAUGACAGCACCCGUAACAGAAACAGCUUGGCUUUCCUUUGCAGAAGAUAGAAAUGACUGCUCAGAUGAUAGCAUUAUGUAGUGCCAGCAGUUUUAUCCAGAUUAAAUUAUAAAGGAACAAAUCCAUAACUGAACAGUGCUAUCAGAGCAACACAUUCUACUCGUGUAAUCUAACCAUCAUAGUAGCUGUUGACUGUUGAGCGAGCUAACCUCUAUAAGCUUUACAACAGGAAGAAGUGCUUGCUUGAUAUUUUUACUUAUGGGGAUGUCUUACAGUGAGGAUACAACACCCACGCUAACCACAGCCUUUGCACUUGUUAAGACCUGGCUCUGUAGUCGAACAGGCCGGGGCCUAUUUUUUCAGCUAUUUUAUCUCACUGUUGAUGUGAAACCAGCAGUGGCCUGAGUGCAGACUCCACCUAACAGGCUCUCAAGUUAACAUGUGGGUCUGCAUCAAACUCAGCUCAUAGGGAAAUGCAAAAAAAAAAUCACCUGUUCUACUCAUUGACCAAAUAAGUGAUGGCAAAGAAAGCACACAGCUCCCCCAUUGCCUUGUUUUACUGUCCCACUCCCCUCAACAAUAACUCAGGUCAUGUGAAUGUACUCGCUCUUGGACAAUGUUGCCUUUCCCCAGUGUUUGACUUUCCUUUCCCCAUUCUAGGAAUACAUUCCGAAUGCUCACACAAACUUUUUUUUUUUUUCAGUUUUCUCCUGUAGAGGGAGGUUGUAAAAGACAGAAUCAAUCUAUAGGUCUCACAACUCGUGACAGACUACUUUUCACAUUGACCCAUUCUGGGUUAGAGUUUCAGGUGCUACGACGCAUUCCAGAGACCACAACGGUCAAUCCUUGUGUAAAUGGAAUUAGCUGCAUAAGCUCCGCCCUCCCAAAUUUGACACAAGUGUUAUGCAGUCUGUUUCACCCCUUUUGUGAAAUGUGUACCAAAGCUAAAUUGUAUAGACCAUAUUCGCAUGGCCAUUUUCCUCUGAUGUGUGAAGCACAAAUGCUGUCACUUAAGUCUUAUAAACAUUGGCAAAAGGCCAUCAUCAGCUGAUGAGAAACUGAAAAGACAAUGGAAACUGAUAAUCUGGGGAGACACUGGACAAAAUGCCACAAAGGUACACAAAACUGAUAAUCAUUUGUCUGAACAACUAACAUUAGCAUUGAGCAACAUCUUGGUUAAUGUUAGCAUUUGAUAUGAAAAGAAAGAUGUAAGUGAAUUGUAAAAUAUCUGUUUUGCUGUCUUUCUAUCCGCAUGAAGACCUGCUUGCAAGGCACUUCAGAGCUUGGUGGUCAGGAUCAGUGUAUCACAUUACACACUAAAGAACCGCCUGCACCAACAACUGUAACAUCAUGAACAUCCACAGAGCUCACAUUAAAGAAAAGACAAAGACGGCCAUUCAUCCACAUUUCUGCAUACAAAAGUAAAUGUUACACAAAAAAUAUUUCAAGACAAAAUGUUGCAACAAACGGUGCUGUUCAAAAAAGCGACGCUCACUGACUGCACUUCAUACUUCACUGCUUGAUAAUUUAAUUGUGUCCUGAGUGGGUUUUUUUGUCCUUUAUUCUUUUAUUCACAUUAUCAAUGAGAGCUACAUUCAGUGACAUGUUGUGCUAAAGUGAGCUGAGCUGAAUGAGCUGAACAUGACAUGCACUGGAAAUCUAGAUGCAUUCUGAUUGGCUGUUGGUGUUUCUGUCCAUCUGAAAGUGACCCUGACUACAUUGUUCUGUUGAUGUCAUUGUGGUGUGAACUCCAACAUCUAUUGAGUUGGAACGACUUUAAAGUUGUCUGACUCAAAAAGAUACUUCCUUUUACACUGCAAAGGUGAUCACAUCCAGUCUGUUUGUCUUCCAGCCUUAAAUAGCUGUUAAUCCUUUUCAUAUGACACAGCACUGCCAGAUGAUUAGGGUACUGAGGACGUGGAAGGAUGCUGAUGUGAACUUAUGUCACAUGUGUUUAUCAGUAGUCAAUGUUGAUCAAAUAUCCUGGUAUUCUUUGACAUACUGUCAUUAUCCAUUGUCUUCAGUUGCUUACCAGUUGGGAAUCAGGGACAUAUUGCCUAUGUUUUUGUCCAAUGUUAAUACAGUAAAAUAAUGAAUAUAAUAAUAAUGAACACGAUAUCAGAGGUAAAUGAUGUCCAUCUGAAUCUGGUCCAUUGGGACUCAGAUUGUUAAUGUGGGUUAGGUUUCAUUUAGAAACACUUUAUCAACACAUUGAGACACUGGUUCAUAGAUCAGGCCUAAGAUGUUAACUCAGAUAAUCACAUUUUUGUAAUUUUUUUAAAAAUUUAUUAGUAUUAUUUUUUUUAAUUUAAAACCAAUCUUUGAGUUAAAAUAAUCAGAACCUGAAGUGUGCAAUGAAUUUUUGUUUUAAGUACACUAACACUUAUUGUGUGACUGUUUGGGUCCAAACUGAUAAAAGUAACUGCCCAAACUUAACCUGCACAGUCAGUCUGCCAAGGACACAUGAAAAGGAAAAAUAUAAAAUAAGAGGCAGAACAGAAGAUGAGGAGAAUCAGGUGAAUGAAUUCCAAACACAGUAUGAACAAUACUUGAGACACAUUCCACAAUAUUAAGCUGAAAUCUUUUGUUCUGCUUGCAGCUCCAUGAGUUCAGAUCAUACUAAUUCCAAUUAUUCAUAUGCUCAUCGUGUGGUGCAGUUCAAAGAAAAGAUUGCCACGUUUGGCAACAAUGAUUUAGUUCUCCUGUGUAUUACGCAUUCUUACGUAGAUCAUGUGUGUUUUUUCAAUAAAGAAAAAAAAAGCCUC